Messenger RNA from Salvelinus fontinalis (brook trout), 2811 nucleotides. Its product is annotated as phosphoinositide-interacting protein-like. Lineage: Eukaryota; Metazoa; Chordata; Actinopteri; Salmoniformes; Salmonidae. Gene Ontology annotation, molecular function: phosphatidylinositol bisphosphate binding; transmembrane transporter binding. The transcript is spliced from 2 exons. Bases 1712 to 2116 code for a protein of 134 amino acids. Gene Ontology annotation, biological process: phosphatidylinositol-mediated signaling; positive regulation of cation channel activity. The record is from RefSeq and is a predicted model, not a curated record.
UCCUGGAUAGCACUGAUCAUUUUUAUUUGGUCCUCUGGGGAGAUAAAUCUAGCUAGAUAGGUCACUAUUGGCAAGGCCUUCAGAAGCUUGAUAGAAAGCAUCUUCCAUUCAACUGUAUUAGAGCAGAAUUUUGGAGUGACCGUGGAAUCAAUCAAUCACAUUUUUACUUGUAAUGGGUGAGACUAUUUUUACAGAUACCUAUGGAAACUUCCACCUUCUCAAGAGCAGUAGAUGUCCCAAGGUCUGAACUAGCUAGUUUUUGUUGUAGACUUGUGUGCGAUGGCGGCUUAAGUAGCAGGUGUUUUCGAAGAGGAUGUUGACGCUAAUGUGUUAGCGUGGCCCUUCUCAAAAUCAACUUUCAACAAGAAGUAACCUUUCAAAUGAUCAUCAUCUGGUGAUUGGAACUGUUAUUUUUUCAAAUUGAAGCUCACUUGUUGUUGUUAGCUAUCUCUUUGAAAAUAAUGUGUUAUGUGUGUGAAACAUUGUUGCAUUUAAACUUUAGAUCACUGGUAACUUUGUGUGCUGAACAUGAUAACAAUGUUUGCAAUGGGAAGUAAUGGAUGUACACUUAGAUUUGGAAUUGCUUAGCCUAAUGUUUGUGUUUUUGUAUUCUUAUGAUUGGGACUUACUGGCAUAUUCUUUAACUGUGUGUGACUGCUGUCUUUCUAUUGGCUUACGUGUUUUACAAAAAGUGUUCUCUUCUACAUGGAGUGCGUUGGUAUUACAGUCGCUGUCCUUUCAGCAUCACAAGCCUGUCAAACUCGUAUCCUUUGAUGUGUCACUGUGGUCGUUUUUGGUGAUAGUGUGAUAGUGAUGGCGUUAGGCUACCAUAGGUUGUGUAAGCAGUGUGGUAGUUGUGGCUGGUAACGUUAGUGUGGGUGAUGUCUCUGAGUUUUACUUAAUUUUUUUGUUUGGUACAAUGUUUUGGAAGAUUUUUUCCCCCACUGAAGGCCAAAUAGCCACAGUUUACCGCUGGUAUUAUGCUCUUGUGUUGAGUGUACACGCGUACUACUUCCUAGUGACCUCUUGCCAGGUCCCCCUGCCAAUGAGGUUUCUAACCUCAAGGGUAUUUUCCUGGUUCAAUAGAAUAAAAUAAGAAAUACUAGAGGAUUUCCAUACAGAAGCAUUGAGCCAUUGCCAGUGCCCUGCCCUGCUUUCCCCUCUCAUCUCUAAUAGUCUGCCUGUACAUUGAUUUCUUCUCUCUCUCUCUUCUGGUCAGUUAUAAAGGCUUUCAGACAUUCAGAUCAACAAACACUACCCUGUGGAUCUGGGGAAGAGGUUUCUCUAACCACAACAUGCAUCUUCACAUGAAUUCUGAAGGCUCAACUCAAUACUUGGGAGACUGGAUGAAAUCUCUCUAGGGACAGCAAGGCAAGCCCCUAGUCCAGGCAGGAAGCAUCAUCAGUACUAAUUUAAUACCAGCCAUGGCAGAUGCUGUGAGGGCUAGCAUGAAUAGGAGUCAGAAGGGUCUGUUGAGGAGGUGGAGAGACCAUAGGGGCGGGUGUUUUCUGGAGGUUAUCUGCAGUGCAUUCAGCUGGCCACAUUGGGCUUGCGGUCCACAAACAUCCACACCCAAAGCUUUUUAUUCAUUUUUUUUCUCUGUCUUUUGCAAUGGUCUCUAAGAUCACUGAGAGUAUCUCACCACAGGGAUAACAUCAAAGCAGCAAGUUACUCAGCAUCUCAAAGGUGAGGAGGAGUAAGGCUAAAGGCUAUGCCUGGACUACCAGAGAACAUCCUCCUUGGGGAGUGCACCCUACAAUCCCAGUCCCAGGGGCAGCUCACUCCCCAGACAGAAAGCACAGUGUUCAGCCUGUCCCGCAGCGAGUCCCUCUGGACCAACGAGUCGGCCCGCAGCACAUGUGAGAUCUACUGGUUCCCAUUCCACCUCAUGUCCACCGGGGGCAGCAUCUUUGCCUGCGGCUUCAUCCUGAGUGGCCUGUAUUUUGCUGGCUACUGCAGGAAGGCCACCAACAUCCUGGGCCCGGCCCUGGUAUCCAUUGGCCUGAUGGUGCUGGUGGUGGGCGUGGUGCUGAUCCCCAUCACCAAGGAGAACAGGAAGCAGCCCACCAUGAAGAAGCCCUUCAGUUACUACAGGCAACCAGUCUUUAAAUUAUGAGGUGGGCCGGGCGGGGUAUCCCUAUCUUGUAUGCUGUUUUCCUGGAGAGUCCUCAGGCUCAAAGUCUGGUUAUCAGACCAUUUAGUUUCCCAAAAGCACAAUGGAGGAUUCGAUACUUCCCUGCUGAGCAUGGCUACAUGUUCACAUGAUGAAUGUUUGCUCUAAAGACAAUUAACUUGUAGGGAGACAUGAACCGUUCUAUUUUCUUCCACCGCUACAGAUAUAUACAGUAUUUUAAUAUCUGCAUGACAAAGUAUACAUUAUAACCAAGUUACAGGUGGUUCUUUGGCAUUUGUUCUUAAGCAUUUGAAAGUACUAGAAAAUUACCAUGCUGCCAAAUUAACACAAUUAUAAAUGUAGUCCACUGCUUUUAUGCAUAAUUAUUAGAAUGAGUGACAAGCAAAUUGAGAAGAAAGGUGUGUGCAUGUACAUUGAUGAGAACAGGAUUGAGUAUUGACAGCAUGCCUUUGUGGUAGGCUACUGAUUCAUGGAUAAUUCAAUAAAUAACAUAAGUGCUUAUUUGGGGUGGCCUAGUGGUUAGAGUGUUGGAAUAGUAACCGAAAGGUUGUAAGAUUGAAUCCCUUAGCUGACAAGGUAAAAAUCUGUUGUUCUGCCCCUGAACAAGGCAGUUAACCCACUGUUCUUAGGCUGUCAUUGAAAAUAAGAAUUUGUUCUUAACUGACUUGCCUAGUUAA